Molecule: messenger RNA, 1595 nt
Organism: Alligator mississippiensis (American alligator)
Lineage: Eukaryota; Metazoa; Chordata; Crocodylia; Alligatoridae
Gene: STIMATE
Product: STIM activating enhancer
Exons: 11
Coding region: 67-1218 (383 amino acids)
Biological process (GO): chondrocyte differentiation; activation of store-operated calcium channel activity; chondrocyte proliferation
Cellular component (GO): nucleus; cortical endoplasmic reticulum; membrane
Molecular function (GO): calcium channel regulator activity
Source: RefSeq, a predicted model, not a curated record
CGGGGGUUGGGGAGUGGGGUUUGGCGCUGUCAUGGGCGUGUGAGGCCGGGCCGGGGCUGCUCGGCCAUGGGGGCGCCGCUCGCCGUGCUGGCCUCCAACGACACCCUGAGCCUGACGGUGCGGCCCGGCGCUGCAGCGUCGUCCCCGGGGGACGGGCCGGGCGGGGGGGACCGCGGCUGCGAGAACGGGGCGCUGAUGGACUCCUUCGGCAUCUUCCUUCAGGGGCUCCUGGGCGUCGUGGCCUUCAGCACUCUCAUGCUAAAAAGAUUCAGAGAACCAAAGCAUGAAAGACGUCCUUGGAGGAUAUGGUUUUUAGAUACUUCCAAGCAAGCCAUAGGGAUGUUGUUCAUCCACUUUGCAAAUGUGUAUUUAUCGGACCUUACCGAAGAGGACCCUUGUUCACUGUACCUUAUAAAUUUCUUGCUUGAUGCCACUUUAGGAAUGCUGUUAAUCUAUGCUGGUGUGCGUGCAGUCAGCAGCAUAGUAGAAUGGCAACAGUGGGAGUCCCUUCGUUUUGGUGAAUAUGGUGACCCACUUCAGUGCACUGCUUGGGUGGGACAGUGUGCCCUAUACAUAGUGAUCAUGAUGUUUGAGAAAACCAUCAUCAUUAUAGUCCUCCUAAUACCUCAGUGGAAAGAGGUAGCUUUAUUGAAUCCUAUAGAGAACCCCCAGCUGGAGCUGGCUAUCGUCAUGCUGAUAGUUCCCUUCUUUGUUAAUGCAUUGAUGUUUUGGGUAGUGGAUAAUUUUCUUAUGAAGAAAGGAAAGACAAAAGCUAAACUUGAAGAAAAGGAAGCAGGACAGGAUUCAAGGAAUGGAAGUAAAGUCCGUUACAGGAGAGCAGCAUCACAUGAAGAGUCAGAAUCAGAGAUCCUCAUUUCUGCAGAUGAUGAAAUGGAGGAAUCAGAAGUUGAAGAGGAUCUGCGGAGACUGACUGAUUUAAAGCCUGUUAAGAAGAAGAAGCAUCGUUUUGGGCUGCCUGCAGGGACGCAGUCCACCCCCGUGAAAAAGAAGCGCCCUCCAGUGAAGGAGGAAGAUCUUAAAGGAGCGAAAGGAAAACUCUCCAGCAACCAAGAAAUUAAAUCCAAAACCUACCAAGUCAUGAAGCAAUGUGAACAAAUGGGCUCUGUGGCACCUUCUGUAUUCAGUCGAGAUCGGACAGGAGGUGAAACAGUCUUUGAGAAGCCUAAAGAAGAACCACCAAAGAGUGUGUUUGGCUGACAACCAAAUUUAACAUGUAUAACAGAGAUUUACUAAACAGUCCCAAAAUUGAUGUCACUUAAACUAAACUUACUGCUACACUUAAUAGUUAACUUAUUUUUUUCAAAUUAGUCAUUAAUUAGAGAGGGGAUUCAUUCUGAAUGGUACAACUUCCUUUUAUAAUUUUUUAUUAUGUAUUUUCUGUCCAUGCUUUAUUUGCUAGAAUCAUUUCAUAAAGUACAUGGUCAUUGGACAUAGCCUGGCACAGUAAUGAUCAUUUUCUAGCUACUCUUAUUGAUUAGUUUGAGUGUAUUUAAGGUUUUGUUCCACUGUCAUGCUUUAGUUCAAUUGUAGAUAUAAUCUUAAAUGCAAAAAAAUAAAAAUAAAUACUAAAAUUA